AUGGCCACUCAGCGUGUGAUUACGAUACAGCCUCAGUUUUUAGGUCCUCAACAGCCAGGCGAAUGGCAGACGGGUUUGCUAGACUGCUGUUCUGACUUUGGAGUGUGUUUAUGUGGCAGCUUCUGCUUCCUUUGCCUGGGAUGUCAGGUGGCCAGCGACAUGAACGAAUGCUGCUUGUGUGGCUCCAGCGUGGCGAUGAGGACACUCUACCGCACCAAAUACAACAUCCCGGGGUCCAUUCUGAAUGAUUAUAUGGCUGUCCUGUGCUUUCCUGGCUGCGCUCUUUGUCAGCUGAAGAGAGAUAUCAACAGGAGAAAACAGCUGGGCACGUUCUGGUAA
Molecule: messenger RNA, 339 nt
Organism: Tinamus guttatus (white-throated tinamou)
Lineage: Eukaryota; Metazoa; Chordata; Aves; Tinamiformes; Tinamidae
Product: placenta associated 8
Source: RefSeq, a predicted model, not a curated record